AUGGGUGACGUUUAUUUUGAUUUAAAAAGGAAACUAGAAGAUCUAGGCUAUACAAAUACAUUGUCAUUGGAUUCGGUACCUUUAGUUCAAUGUAUUGUUGCUGAUUUACUACAAACAACCCGUAGCUUACAGCAUUAUAUGGAUUUAUCCAAAGAGGCCCUAAUGCAACGAGAUGCUCUUAUGAUGGAAGCCGAACCCUAUAAAUGUGAUAAUAUUAAAUUAAUACAGGAAAACAAUCAAUUACAUAAAGAAAUUAUGCUCGUUAAAGAGGAACAUUUAAAAAUAACAAAAGAAAGCCGACGUAAAAUAAAAAAUCUCACUGAUGAAUUAUCGAAAAAGGAAUCAUUGAUUAGUAAAUUACAACAUGACAUAAGAGACCUCAGUUUAAGAGGGUUAUGUGCGGAAACACAGAGCAGCCGUAAUAAGAGCAGAAGAAAAGAUGGAGGUGAUUAUUUAACAUCCAAAGUUUGUAUAUGUCAUGAUACAAACACUCAAGAUAAAGAUGCCAUGGAAAAGAAUAGAACCAUUCAGUCACUGGAGGAAAAGAUAGCUGAGUAUAGUGAUGAAAUAACUCUUCUUCAAAACCAAGUUGAACAGAGAGAUAAUGAAAUAAUUAGACUAAAUAUUCUGUUAGAUGGCGGCAGACCUGUUACAGCUGUGAGCAAAGACUUCUACAAUGAUCAACCUAACAUUAAAAUACAAAAUCUUACAAAACAAGUGAAAGAAUUGGAGAGAGCCAAUGAAUCACUCAAAAAAGAAGUAGCUAAUAGUCUUGAGAAACAGCAUGAAGCUAUGCUGCGUGCUCUGUCUCUGGCAGAUAAGAAUAAAAAGCUUCAAGAGGAAGUACAGCAAGUUGAUAAAUUAGCAUUAAAACUUGAAGAUGACUGCAAUAAAAGGUUAGCAUCCAUGAUGAAUGAGAUGAACUUCUUGCAAACAAGAUUAGAUGGUUUGAGUAUGAAAAAUUCAGAAUUAGAAAAGGAAGCGUCACAGAGAUAUUCAAGAGAUAGUUCUACAAAUACCCAAAAACUCCAAGAGAACUUAGCAGCUGCUUUGAUGGAGAAAGAGGUUCUACAUAAAGAAAUCAAAGAUUUAGUAGAUCUCAAUAAGAGUUUACAGGAAAAAAUUAUGUCCCUAACAGAAGUCAAUAGAAACUUUAACAGCAAAGUAACACCAGAAAUUGUUAAGGACACUCCACAUUUAGCAAAGGAAGAAUUAAAAGAAUUAUUACAAGAAGAAAGAAGGAAAUAUGAAACAUACAUAGUAAGUCUUGAAGAAAAAUUAUCUGAAACAAUAAACCUUUUCAACAAACAUGCCUCUAAAGAAAAGGAUUUAAUUCCAGCAUCAUCAAACUUGUCUUGCGAUAACAGCUUCAUAAGAGAUCUACAUAAUAAAUUGUGUAAGAGUGAGCAACAGAUUCUAAUGUUGAAGAAGGAGAAUGACGAACUGCAGACAAAAAUAUAUAGCACAGAAGAGGGAAGCAAACAUAAUUAUAAAGACAUAAUAAAACAACUGAAUGAUGAAAAUACAGAACUAUCAAAAGAAAAUAUAUCUCUCAGUCGACAAGUCAGUCAAUACAAAUCUCUGAAUACUAAUGAUAGAGGUGAUUACUGUAGGAAAGAUUUACAAAAGCUGAAUGAAAAAAUUGAUGACAUGUCAAGAGAAAUCCAGAUAUUAAAGAAAGAUAAACAGGAAUACCACAUGCGGUACAAGGAAGCCAUGGAGUUAGCUGAUAAGUUAAAAAGGGAUUUAGCAUAUAAGGUCAAAGAAAUGGAACAUUUACAAGAAGAAAAUUGUUCAUACAAAAUGAGCCACAGGACCGGACAAGCAUCUGCGGACCGUUUAAAAGAGGAAUGUAAUUAUUUAAGAGAGCAAAUGAAGAAGAUGCAAUCUGAUUACAUCAAAGAGAAGACAUUAGCAAACCAAAUUAAAAAUAUACAAUUUGAAACAGAAAGAAGCAGUGCUGAGGCACAUAAUGAAUUAUUGUCGCUACAAAAGAAACUUAGCCUAAUGAAAGAUAGUAAUGAAAGUUUGGAAAAUAAAUGCAAAGAUUUACAGUCUGAAAUAAUUAAACUGAGAAAUGACAAUAUUAAUUUAUUAGAUAAUAUAAAAUUAAUAGAUAAAGAAAGGGAUAAACUAGUGAUUGAAUUGGAUCAAAAGACUGAAAAUAUAAGUGUUCUAGAACAAAAACUUAAAUCACAGUCAUAUGAGUUAAGUAAGCUUGAAAAUGAAUUGAGUGAUACAAAGAGAAAACUUAAUAUGAAUAAAAUAAGUGAACACAAAGUAGUGGAUUAUGAAUCACAAAUAACAUUCCUUAAUGGUGAAAUAUUAAGGCUAACACAACAGUUUGAUACAGCAGUGAUAGAAAAUAAACAUUUACAAAAUAGUUUAGCUGAUGCUAAUGGACAUUUGAAAAUAACCAGAAUUGAACUAGAAAAAUCUAAGAAGGACGUUGACGGCCUGAAACAGCAAUUACAACAUUAUGUAGCAGAAAUUAGGAGAAUCGAAGAGCUUUUAUCUCAAAAGGAAGCUGAAAGAUCAGAUAUGUUAGAACACUUUGCUAGUUUAUCUGUCGAAGCUAACAUUUUAGAAAACACAAACCACUCGUUAGAGAGUGAAUCCGCUUCUAAGUCAAUGCAACUUCAGUCAUAUGUAAGUAAAAUUCAAAAUUUGGAAGAAAAACUUGUGGAUAAAGAACACGUCAUUGACAGUCAGUCAGCUAGAAUAGCGGCUAUGACUUGCAAGAUUAGUUCAUUAGAAAAUGAAAUAAAACUAAUGACAGAAGAGAAAAAUAUAUUGGAACAGAAUGUUAGCUGUCUGAAACAAAUGUGCAAUAAUCUACAAACCAACAAGAUACCUAAAAGUGAUGAUAAUUCAGAAGUUAAAUUAUAUGAAAAUAGAAUACGAAAUCUGACUAGUGUUAAGACUCAGUUGGAAUCGGAGAAAGAGGAUUUAAAGGAGAAGUUACGAACAACCGAACGCUUACUCUCAAACACGAGAAGGGAAUGCAUAGAGUUGAAAUUAGCUCUACAAGAUGCUACGUCGGAAACAAAAUCUCUCCAAGAACGUGUCAGCAGACUUAGAACAACAGAUGAUGAACAGAAUGCAUUAGCAACUGCCGAGUUGAACCUCAACCUGCCAUUAAUUUUAGACGAGACGAUUCAUGAGCUUAGCCAUGAAGACGAAGAUAGUGAUAGAUGUAAUGCAAAUUUAAAUAGAAGUUUGACAAAGUAUACUCACAGCAGCACUUUAUAG
Danaus chrysippus (African queen) is the source of this 3252-nucleotide messenger RNA. The record is from the annotation of a GenBank genome assembly. Lineage: Eukaryota; Metazoa; Arthropoda; Insecta; Lepidoptera; Nymphalidae.